Halichondria panicea is the source of this 4206-nucleotide messenger RNA. Its product is annotated as protein timeless homolog. The record is from RefSeq and is a predicted model, not a curated record. Lineage: Eukaryota; Metazoa; Porifera; Demospongiae; Suberitida; Halichondriidae. Gene Ontology annotation, molecular function: DNA binding. The transcript is spliced from 23 exons. Gene Ontology annotation, biological process: DNA repair; DNA replication checkpoint signaling; replication fork arrest. Bases 148 to 4116 code for a protein of 1322 amino acids. Gene Ontology annotation, cellular component: replication fork protection complex.
UGGAAUUAUGUAUCGUCCCCAUAGAAACGACUCACCCCGAUUCAGGCUGUCACCAUAGAAACGACACACAUCAAACCACACCCACAAAUUGUUAUCAAAUGUCACGUGCUCAUAGUGGUGACUUGGCGGGAAGGCAGCUGUAACAAAAUGGCAGAAUCUUCAGAGCUAUUGGCUACCUAUGCUGGUUUAGGCACACAUGAUGGGGCGAGCUAUUUCAGAGGAGACGAAUGUCUUGCUUGUGUGAAGGAUCUCAUUCGAGCACUGCGUAGCGACGAUAGCCGCUGUGAAAUAAGGAGACAACUUGGCCAAGCCGGAAUCCUACAGAAGGAUCUUCUUCCAAUCUUGGUUACCUCCUCUGACAAUCCACUUCUUCGUAACGAUGUCAUCCGUCUCCUUGUCAAUCUCACUCAGCCGGCCUAUUUGUGUUUUGGAGGUGCCUACCCCAAGAACAAGGAGUCAGACCUCAUGAAGUGCUUCCUGGAAGUGAACAGAUAUCUGCGUGAGUACAAGGAGAGCUUUACACAGGAGGAUGUGAUGAACACUCUGGGAACAGUCCUGGCUGACCUCUGCCAGAAAGAGUGGGAGGAUCGAGAUGAUGAUGACAUCAUAGUUAUAGAGAGGAUACUCCUCCUCAUUAGGAACAUAUUGCACAUCAACCCGGAGGUUCAAGAAGAAAAGCGUACUGAUGAUGACGUGAGCGUGCAUGACCAGAUCAUCUGGAACCUUCACAUCAAUGGCAUAGAUGAGCUGCUUCUCUUCUUGGGCAGCAACCAAACUGAGUCCCAGUGGUGUAUGCAUGUGCUGGAGAUAAUGUUCCUGAUGAUGAGAGAGCAGUCCUCCGAAACGCUGGCGAAGACAGGAAAAGGACGGUCAUCUUCUGAGCUAAAAAAAGAUGAAGAACUUGUUGACGAGGCCCUGGCCAAUGAGCGUGCUCGGAGGCAUAAGUCCCAACGUCUCUGCGGCUCAAGACAUCCUUCCUUUGGUGGUACGUUUGUCGUCAAGAACCAGAAGAGCAUCUCAGGAGGAAACAGAGUCUAUCAUCGGAGGCUGGCAGGUGUGAACGACCACUCCUACGACACAGAGAAGAGACCUCGUCGUACCCCGAAGCAACGGCGACGCACCAAAGACCUACCAGACGAGAGGAGGUCCACGUACAGUAUUCGUACAGUCCUCAAGAACAUCUGUGUCCAGUUCUUGGAGUGCUGUUACAACCCUCUCAUGAAGGUGGUCAAGGACAACAUCAUGCAUCAGCGAGCUAUGGACAAUGACGAGACCUACUACUUGUGGUGUUUGCGCUUCUUUAUGGAGUUCAGUCGUCUCCAUGACUUCAGAGUGGACAUCGUGGGGGAGACCCUGCAAUUAAGCACUCUGCAUUACAUCAUUCAGUUGUUGGCCAACUAUUUUGAGAGUAUGGUGGUCGAGAAGAAGUCACACGUGGAUGCACGUCAGUGGGCUCAGAGGCUUCAUUUUGCAGUUCAAGCAUACAAAGAAUUGCUUUUCUACAUUCAAGAAAUGUCUCUCUCAAAAACAGAGCAAGAAAACAGCAAAGUGAUGCAAAGCAACGUCUUCUACCAUCCUGAAUACAGAGAUAUUUUUGUGACUCUUUUGCGAAACUUUUAUGAGGUUUUUCAGCCAACAGCCUCGCUACGAGACAUGGUUGAGUGCACACACGUGUACGUACGAAUGAUGGAGCGAUACUGCUCUGAGAACAAGCACUUGGUUGUCAGGGCAAAGAAGCGAUCAAAGAAGAAAGGAAAAGGCAAGAAAAAAGGUCCUCCCAAACUGCUCUCUGAGAAUCAGCUGGUGGAUCUUUGGGAGAGGAUAGAUGCGAGGGUGGGUGAGCUGUGUGAGGGGGUGGAGCCUCUUCCUGCCCCGCCCAUCCCAUUCGACUCAGCCAGUGAUGUACCGAUAGAGGAACAAAAACUGUAUGCUAUGGGACAUGUCAAGAGCCUCCUGGUGGACGCCCAACAUCCUGAAGCAGUGGCUCUAGUCAGGGCUUCAAGGGAGGUGUGGCCUAACGAUGUGUUCGGAUCUGAUGGUGUUUCUGUUGAUGAGGAGAUGGAGCUCAUCAGAAAUAUACUCCUCGACCCUUCAGCUGUGAUGCCUGCCGGUCGUUUCCUUGGUAACGACGAGGGUGACGACAGUGAGGGGGCGGAGGAGGAAGGGGGUGGGGCAGCGGAGGUUUCAAACGUUGAGAUGGAAUUUAGCGUCAGAAACUAUAUUGAAAGGUUUGCCAACAACAAGAUAGUUCGUUCCUACUGCUUAGUGCUCAAAGAGUAUCGCAAGAACUCAGAGGCAGUCAACCAUGCAGUGGUGAAGAUGCUGUACAGGAUAGCUAUCCAACUCAAGAUGGCCCCUCUCCUUUACCAGAUCUCUAUUUUCAGGACACUACAGAGCAUAAUGGAAGAACCUACGUCAUCAAGAUUCAAGGAGCUACAGAAGCUUGCCCGUUACAUAGUGUCCGGUUUCUUUACCAUGACAACCACGAACCCGCUCAUGUUUGUGGAGCUUCUCUUCUGGAAGACCUCUCAGGACUGUCACGAACUGACAGUGGGGUAUGGAACCAUCGAGAGGGAAAAGGAAUUGCGACAGAUGUCUGUCACGUGGACAAUAGAGCAAGAGAAAGAAUUGGAGGAGCUCUUCACUCAGUACAAGGACGAUGACGAUGUUGUGGCGUGUAUCGAGGCCGGUCUUGUUGGUGGUGGUAUCCCUCGCUCACGCAGGCAGAUAGUCAAGCAACUAGUCACUCAAGGCCUGGUCAGCUCUAGAAAAGAGCUCAACAAGAAAUCAAACAAACUCACAAAGGGGGUGUGGUCAGAGGAGGAGCUUUCCCGUCUCCACGAUGUGUACGGCUGUGAGAGUGGGGAUGUGAAGGGCGUAAUGGAGUUCUUCCCUGGCCGAGGGAUUAGAGAUGUCACUGCACAGCUUCAAGCACUUGGAUUACUGCCAGAAAAAAAGAAGAAAAAGAUUCUACCUGAACAGGUUCCAUUAUCAGAUUCAGAAGAAUCAGACUCUGGCGAAAUGGAACCGAGGCGUCCAAUAACAAAAGCUCCUACGCCUAGUGAUUUAGGCCGUCUAGUGUCCAAUCUUCAGUCUAGUGGCUACAGUGACCAGCUCUCGUGGCUGGAGGCGUAUCUCACUGAUGAGGCCAGGGACAGACGAAUGGACGAUGAGUGGGAGGACUUGUGUGUGGUGGGCGUGAGUGAGUCUAUAGCAAAGGCUUUGAGAACGAAGGAAUUUGAACAGCUGCUCAAACUUCUCAACCUCCAACCACCUUCUGAACAGGAGGUCUAUUGGAGGAUUCCGUCGACAAUGUCACCACAAGAACUGGAAAAGGCAGCAAAGAGUCUUCAUGGCGAUGGACAAAGUGGUUCCCAUGACAAUGGACAAUGGUACAGCGAUGAAGACAACUCGUUUGAAGGCAUCAGAGAAAUGACCAAAACUGAAGCACUCACUGAACUGAGGAAAAGCAAAGGGAAAAGCCCUGUACACAGGGGAAAGUCCCCUAAAGAUACGGGAAAGUCCCAGUCGACAACACUCUCCAAGAGGCCUCGGUUGACAAGACGUGGAAGCUUUUUCGAUGAUUCGGACGAUAGCGAAACUAGAGAGACACAAAACAGUCUAAAAAGAAACAAGGCAAGACGAGAAGUAGCAUCAAGUGAUAGUGAAAACGGUGAUACUGCAAACGACAGUCGAUCGAAGAAAUUAAAGAAAAGCAGACGUCUUGACCUGUCUUCUAGCGAGAGUGAAGGCGAGGAAACGCCAUUAUUGAAUAUACAAUUGGAAUCUGAGGGGAUGCCAUCGAACGUAGACAGUGUCAGGAAACGAUUAAGACAAUUCCAAGACUCGUCCGACGAUGGCGAUAGUAGCGGUGAUGACAAAUCUAGCUCUUCUAAACCGUUGACAAAAGCUGCUAAACUAGCGGACAGUGGCUCUGAGAGUGAUGACAAUGGAUUGGUAAUGGACUUGGAACCUCGAGAGAUUAACUCACCUCCUGCCGACACUGUUGACCUGUCUACACACCUAGCUAUGGAGGAGUGCUAUAAUGAUGACUGUAGUAGUGAUCAACCUGGCUCCAUGGGAACACUGGCUGUCUCACAAUCAGUCGUAUCUUAAACAUAAUAUUAUUUGCACAAACAGUUUUCUUUUAUUCCCUGCUAUUUUUUCCAUUUUAUCAUAAUCCUUGUUGUGUGUUGAAAUAUUUAU